UCUUACGGGAGCAGUGCACAGUGGGAGUUCAUUCCCAGCUACGUAUGCGUAGGAUCAGACUGCAAAGCCCUAAAGUCACCCUUGCUCGCUGCACUCUGCGGAGUAAGACAGGAGGUCCUGGAGUGCAGCACUUUCGGGGUAAAAGAUCAUGGAAUCUGGUAGUAUGGAAACGAUAGCUACUAACCCUCCUGGAGGGUCAAAUGGCUUAGAAGAGCCUAAGAAGAUGACCAGGGAGGACUGGAGGAAGAAAAAGGAAUUGGAAGAACAGAGAAAACUGGGCAAUGCGCCAGCAGAAGUAGAUGAAGAGGGAAAAGACAUCAACCCUCAUAUUCCUCAGUACAUUUCCUCAGUCCCAUGGUAUAUAGAUCCUUCAAAAAGGCCUACACUAAAGCAUCAGAGACCUCAGCCAGAGAAGCAACAAGAAUUUACAUUUCUAGGGGAAUGGUAUAAGCGAGGAGUCAAAGAGAAUUCUCAUGCAACCAAGUACCGCAAAGGAGCAUGUGAGAACUGUGGUGCCCUUACACACAAGAAGAAAGAUUGCUUAGAGAGACCUAGAAAGGUUGGAGCCAAAUUCACAGGAACCAACAUUGCAGCAGAUGAGCACAUGCAACCACAGCUGAUGUUUGACUAUGAUGGAAAAAGAGACCGUUGGAAUGGCUAUAAUCCAGAGGAGCAUAUGAAGAUUGUAGAAGAAUACGCCAAGGUUGAUUUAGCUAAACGCUCACUAAAAGUGCAGAAGCUCCAGGAGGAGCUGGCUUCAGGAAGGCUGACAGAGCAAGUGAACUCCCCGCGACAUAGAUGGGGAGAAGAUGAACCAAAUUCACAUACGGAAAGAGAUCAUAACAGUGAAGAUGAAGAUGAAGACAAAUAUGCAGAUGACAUUGAUAUGCCUGGACAGAAUUUUGACUCCAAAAGGCGUAUUACAGUCCGAAACCUGCGUAUUCGGGAGGAUAUCGCUAAAUAUUUGCGGAAUCUUGAUCCCAAUUCUGCAUACUAUGAUCCCAAAACCAGAGCAAUGAGAGAAAAUCCAUAUGCCAAUGCCGGAAAGAAUCCAGAUGAGGUCAGUUACGCAGGUGACAACUUCGUUCGUUACACAGGGGCUACCAUUUCUAUGGCACAAACUCAGCUGUUUGCCUGGGAAGCUUAUGAAAAAGGCUCUGAAGUUCAUCUUCAGGCAGAUCCUACAAAACUUGAACUCUUGUACAAGUCCUUCAAAGUGAAAAAAGAAGACUUCAAGGAGGAGCAGAAAGAAAGCAUCCUGGAGAAGUAUGGAGGACAAGAACAUCUGGAUGCCCCACCGCCUGAGUUGCUGCUUGCUCAGACGGAAGAUUAUGUGGAAUAUUCUAGACAUGGAACAGUUAUUAAAGGCCAAGAGAAGGCUGUUACUCGUUCUAAAUAUGAGGAAGAUGUAACUAUCAACAAUCACACAUGCAUUUGGGGUUCCUAUUGGAAAGAAGGCAAAUGGGGAUAUAAAUGCUGCUACUCAUUUGUAAAGUAUUCGUAUUGCACAGGAGAAGCUGGAAGAGAAAUUGCUAACGCUGAUGAGGAAUUGCCCAUUGAAGUGCCAGAGGAAGAGUUCAUGACCAAACAAAGAACUCUAGUGGAGAUGCAUCAGGAAAAACAAAAAGAGGAGAAGAAGAAAAAGAAGAAAAAGCACAAGAAGAGUACAGGUUCUGAUAGUGAAGAAGAUAGAAAGAAACAGGAAAAAUUAAAGAAGGCACUGAAUGCUGAAGAAGCCCGUCUCCUUCACGUGAAAGAAAUAAUGCAAUUAGAUGAGAGAAAGAGGCCAUAUAACAGCAUGUACGAAAGUCGAGAACCAACAGAGGAGGAAAUGGAAGCUUAUCGAAUGAAGCGCCAGCGGCCAGAUGAUCCUAUGGCCUCGUUUCUGGGGCAGUAACUUUUAUGAAAGAACUUGCAAGCCCACAGGAGUUGGGUGCUGUUUUUAAUAUUUGAUCACCAAGUAGAACACCUGCCAGUUUUCUGUAUUGUAUUGUAUUGUGUAUGUGUAUAUAAAUAUGACAUAUAAAUAUGGCAAUGUUUCAACUGAAAAAAGAGAGUGUACAGUUUACAUCUUGUGUUUCCUUUGUAAAUGCAAAUGUUUUGUCAGCCAUAACCUGCUGGUUGUAGUUAUGAUGCCCAGUAGGUUUAUUAAUUCAAAACAGCAACGUUCUUCUCACUCAGAAUGUGUCAUAUGUCCAAACAAAAAAUAGCAGGAGUCACUAUUUCUGCUGUUUGAAGGGAACUUUCCACUUGGCAAAUACACAGUUGUAACCUACCUUUAUGUACAAAUUAACUCAGUACUGUUGAAGGGGGGAUAUUCUACUCUUGUGAAACCAUUCUUCUGGUUAAAAGCUCAGACAGCUUCUCAGCAGAACUGGAUGAGAUUUCCAAAUAUCUCGUGUGUCUCUUAGGCACAAUUCUGCCUCUUGCAGUUCUGUUCCUUUUAUUAAAACGUGAAUUUAUUUAGUUAAAAUUGCCUUGCCCGUUGUGCUCCAGUGAAGCUUGCUAAAAUUUUGCAAUGUCAAAAUGAGACUGCAAGCUUUAAAAAGCAGUUUCUGUCUGUUUAUUCUAUCUAUGAAACAAGUGCCAGUAGAAGGCUCACAUUGCCUAAAGUACGUUUUAGUACGUUUAGUACGUUGUAAUACGUACUAAAUAGGUCACAGUAUAGUUUGCCUUCUCUCGUAAUUCUAUGAUUUUAUAUAUGCACUGCACAACAUCUUGGUGCAUAGUGUUAUCUGCAAAAGUGAAUGAGCACUAGGUAGAAAUUGUGAGCCAAGCCUCUUCAAAUGUUGGACUCCACAACCUGAGUUCUUUUGAUAGGCUUGGUUGAUACUUCUUUUAGAUCCUGGUAUUGCUGCUUUUCGUUUACUUGAUGUCUGGGGAAAAAAUUUCUUUAAAAAGCUUUUGGCUGUACUAAUAGACAAUCUCAACAGGAUAGCUAAAAUCUAUCCUGAUGAAAGCAAAUGUACUCUAAGCUUAGCAUUUUGUUUUUCUAAUAGAAAUGGUUUAUAGUAUAUUCUCUCUAGGGAUGUUGCAUAAACACUCCCAGACUUCACAAGAGGGAUGGGCCAGCAUAAUAUGUACAGUUUUCCAGUAACUAACAAAUAUAGCCUUGAUUUUUUGGACAUUGGAGCAAAGGGGACUUUGCGAAGGCGGCAGUUGAAUCACACAAAAGAGGUGGAAACGUUAUGCCCAGGAUCAGAAAGGAGCAAUUCAACACAUGCACCCUUUGCAUCAUCUGCACAAAGCAGUUGCUGGUACCUGGAUAAAUGGCAUCACCAGUCUAAGGUGGGAGAGGGUGCAACUGCAACCAGGUUGCAGAAACUACGAAGACGUAUGCAUGCAUGUGCAAAAACCAAGGGGUGGGACGAUGUCAUUUGCAUUCACCAUUAGAACUUAAAACACAAGCAACAUAAAAAGCAGACAAGAUCGCAUGUGUGGAUGGUACAUGGAGUUCAAUCCAUUAAUUACAGAAGGAAGUUUAUGUGCCCAAGGGACAUAAACUUCCUUUACCAAAGAAUGCAUCUUAUGCCAUUACCUUGCAUACUAUUUCCAGACUGGUAGGUCAAAUUUAAAGAUGUGAGCACAGCACAACUUUUAAAAGCAGCAGCACCUUUUAUAUACUGGGCUUCUUGCAUUCUGCAGAAGUGUGUGCACGCCAGUCUAUUUCAUAUAUCUUUGCAAAUUGGGCUAGUACUGGGAACUUUUGUGUUUGUUAUUAUCUUGCAUCUGAAUUGAAAUCAGUGUCUGUGUGCACUGAAGUACCAUAAGCCUUUCUUCCCCCCCCCCCCCAGCUUGAUCGCUGAGAUCAUCAGGAAGAGCACCGUUCGUUGUAUCCUGUGUUAACAAAGCCCAGCUUACCUCAGCUAAAGUCAUGCAUUUGGUGUCACUGGUCCCAUGCAUCAGGCUUUUUUACUUUCAGGAGUCCCUUGGAAAUGUUUUUACACUGACGGCCUUUGCAACUGUUUUUAAAAUAAUCAAUUUAAUGAUUAUCUGUUGCUGGAAAUCGCAGGAAAGUGCUUUUGUGCUAAUAUCCUGCUUGCAGGUUUCCAAUAAGCAUCUUACCAGCCACUGUGAGAAAAACAUCUGGUCAGCCAUUGAUCUGAUACAGGGGCUCAUUAUGUCUUUAUGUCAUGUUCCAGUAGCUAAGAGUUGCAACCCUAAUAAAGGCUUUCUGGGAAAUGAUAUAUAAUGAGUUAAAGAAAAUGUUUAAAAAAUACUUUCGUUAACAAACCAUAAGCCUUUUUAUUGGGGAUAGUGAGUGAAAAGUUGCCAAGAGAAGAUAACAGACUGUUUACGUAGGCAACUACAGUGACAAGAAUCCUUUUAGCCCAAAAAUGGAAACAACAAGAAGUACCAACGAAAUAAGAGUGGCAGAUGCAAAGGAUGGACUUUGAGGAAUUGGCAAAGCUGACAGGAAAACCAGCAUGAUCAA
Molecule: messenger RNA, 4435 nt
Organism: Zootoca vivipara (common lizard)
Lineage: Eukaryota; Metazoa; Chordata; Lepidosauria; Squamata; Lacertidae
Gene: SLU7
Product: spliceosome associated SLU7
Biological process (GO): mRNA splicing, via spliceosome
Cellular component (GO): spliceosomal complex
Molecular function (GO): pre-mRNA 3'-splice site binding
Source: RefSeq, a predicted model, not a curated record